CUCGUCUCGUCUCGUCACCGCCGCCGCAGCGACGGGCAGAGCAUUUUCUGUCCUCCCUCUCUCCGCCUUUCCCGACGACCAUGGCUUCCCGACCUUCCAACGUGCUGGGCAGCUUCGGGUACGACUUGCUGCUCGGAUCGAUCGCCGCGUUCUACGUGUUCACGGUGCCUUAUACUAAGGUCGAAGAAAGCUUUAAUGUUCAGGCGAUGCAUGAUAUUCUCUACCAUCGGCAUCACCUCGACAGGUAUGAUCACCUGGAGUUCCCUGGAGUUGUUCCCCGCACUUUCCUCGGUGCAUUCUUGGUAUCAACUUUGGCGACGCCAGUUGUAUUGAUAAUGAGCUUGCUGCACUUGCCAAAGAUUUAUAGUCUUUAUGCAGUUCGAUUGGUGUUAGGUAGCAUCAUGCUGUUGACACUAAGGUUUUGCAGAAUUCAGGUUAGACAUAAAUUUGGACGUCAAGUAGAAGCUUUCUUUGUAAUCUUAAGCGCGGUUCAGUUUCACUUGCUGUUCUAUUGCACCCGUCCUCUUCCUAAUGUACUAGCACUUGGUCUAGUUAAUAUGGCAUAUGCUUAUUGGAUUAGAGGCAGCUUUUAUGCAACGUUGAACUGUCUGGUGUUUGCAACCCUGGUCUUUCGAUGUGAUAUCUUACUACUUUUGUGUCCUAUAGGCCUUGAACUUCUUUUGACCAGAUCAAUUUCAUUACUUAAAGCUUGUAAAUGGUGCAUUCCAAUGGCCCUUCUAUAUGUAGGUGUUACAACAUUUGUGGAUUCAUUCAUGUGGAAGAGGAUCUUGUGGCCUGAAUUUGAAGUUUUUUGGUUUAACUCAGUUCUCAACCGAAGCUCUGAAUGGGGUACAUACCCAUUUCAUUGGUACUUGACUUCAGCACUACCCCGCGCGCUACUUGGUGCAUAUCCUCUUUCUCUGCUCGGUGUCUUACUUGAUAGAAGAAUGCUAUUUUAUAUCAUCCCUGUGUACUCUUUUGUCCUCCUCUACUCUAAGCUUCCGCAUAAGGAACUCCGCUUUAUUAUUGCUGCUGUUCCAAUUUUCAACUUAUCGGCCGCAGUUGCAGCCAGCAGGAUCUAUAAUAACAGGAAGAAACGUCUAUGGAAUUUGCUCUAUUUCAUCAUGGUGGGCUCGAUUGUUGUCAGUCUAGGGUGCACGGUUAUCACUUUCUUGGCAUCAUAUGAGAACUAUCCCAGUGGCUACGCUUUAAAAUACUUGCAUACAAGUAGGCAGCCCAAGGAAAAUAUAAAAGAGCAGUGGAUCCAUAUAGACUCUUUUUCGGCCAUGAGUGGAAUAUCUCGUUUCUGUGAAGAUGACUCUCCAUGGAGGUACUCUAAAGAAGAACGGAUUCCCUUGGGAGACCUUCAGUUCAGAAAUUUCACGUAUCUUAUCAGUGAGCAUACUGCAGUUGAUGGAUUCAAAUGUUUAUUCUACGUUAAAGGCUUCUCAAGAGUCAGUCUUCAAAUUGCUCUUCCUCCAAUUAUAAUGGUCACGGAACCCAAAGUAUUUGUCCAUGGAAAUUUGAAAAACUUGGAUCAAAUAGAUGAAAGUUGGCCUGGAUGCUUGUGAUUUUAUAAAAGUAUUCUCUGUGGCUCUUAGGACAAUGAGAAAAAAAGAAUAUUUUUAGCAGAAAUGUGCUGUAGCCAGCCCAGCUCGUUGUAUUCUUGGAAGGCCAGCUUGAUUUCCCAGACACGCUACUUGAGAAGGCCAAUUUCUUGCUUGAGAUGGAAAUCUUUCUGGUGUGAUGCAUGAAAAGAAGCUUUAAGCAUCGGGAGCUACUUUGAGUCGGAAGAAUGCACCAGCAGCAUCUGGUUUUGUUUCAAGAUAAAUCGUUAAGUGUCAUGUAAUAUAGAAUUGCUUUUCUUGAACAUGUACUAUGGUCUCGUGGGAGUCAAUCAUUUUGCUUCUACUGGUGCUACUACCUGCGGAAACAAAGAAUAAGAUGUGCGGAGAUGUGCACCGCUGUGACUAUUUUCGGGCCAAAUUAAGUCAUUUUUCCUCUAAUUGA
This is a messenger RNA of Eucalyptus grandis, 2010 nucleotides long. RefSeq names its product dol-P-Man:Man(7)GlcNAc(2)-PP-Dol alpha-1,6-mannosyltransferase. Gene Ontology annotation, biological process: protein N-linked glycosylation. Bases 81 to 1571 code for a protein of 496 amino acids. The transcript is spliced from 20 exons. The record is from RefSeq and is a predicted model, not a curated record. Gene Ontology annotation, cellular component: endoplasmic reticulum membrane. Gene Ontology annotation, molecular function: alpha-1,6-mannosyltransferase activity. Lineage: Eukaryota; Viridiplantae; Streptophyta; Magnoliopsida; Myrtales; Myrtaceae.